AUGUCGGGCCCCGGGCCGCGGGAGCCGCCGCAGGCGGGCGGGCCGGCGGGCCCCGAGGGCGCGGAGGCUGCGCUGGGCGACGCGGGGCUGAGCUUCACGACCACCGACCUGAGCCUGGUGGAGAUGACGGAGAUCGAGUACACGCAACUGCAGCACAUUCUCUACUCGCACAUGGAGGCGGCGGCGGCCGACGGCGAGCUCGAGACGCGCCUCAACUCGGCCUUCCUGGCGGCGGCGGCGCCCGGCGCGGCGGCGGGAAGCUUCGCGUCGGCGGGGGGCGCGGCAGCGGCGGCGGCGGGGGGCGCGCCGCCCGUGUACCCGGUGCUGUGCCCGCCCGCGCUGGCCGACGGCGGCUUCGCAGGCGCCAACCAGUGCCUGGGCCACAUCGACUUCCAGGAGCUGCGCAUGAUGCUGCUGAGCGAGGCGGGCGCGGCUCCCGCCGCCGAGAAGACGCCGGGCGCCGACGGCCCGGGCCCGGGCGCACCCCGGCCCAAGGCGCCCGACGGCGCCGGCAAGGAGAACGCGGAGGGCGCGCCCGAGGCGCGGGCCAAGUCGGCGGUGCGCGUCCGCCUGGAGGACCGCUUCAACAGCAUCCCUGCCGAGACCCCGCCCGCCCCGCGUGGCGCGGAGCCCCCGGAGCCCGGCGUGGCGCUCAACAAUUUGGUAACUCUUAUUCGCCAUCCAUCCGAACUAAUGAAUGUUCCUCUUCAUCAACAACAAAACAAAUGUACAACAUUAGUGAAAAAUAAAACUGCUGCUGCAACUACUGCUUUGCAAUUUACAUACCCUCUGUUUACUACAAAUGCUUGCUCUACUAGUGGAAAUUCUAAUAUUUCACAAACACAGAGUUCUAGUAACUCAUGUUCUGUACUUGAAACUGCCAAGCAUCAGGAUAUUGGAUUGCCAAGAGCAUUUUCUUUCUGUUAUCAGCAAGAAAUUGAAUCCACUAAGCAGACUUUGGGUAGUAGAAACAAAGCUUUGCCUGAGCAGGUUUGGAUUAAAGUAGGAGAAGAAGCGCUAUGUAAACAAGCCAUAAAUAAGAGGAAUCGGAGUAGGAUACGUCAGUUGGACACAAACGUAGAACGAAGAGCCCUUGGAGAGAUUCAGAACGUGGGCGAAGGCUCCACGGUGGCACAGGGUGCUUGGCAGUCAGCAGAGUCGUCCCAGGCCACCCUCGGUGAGCAGACCCAGAGCGGGCCGCAGGGGGGCCGGUCCCAACGCAGGGAGAGGCACAACCGCAUGGAAAGAGACCGAAGGCGCAGAAUCCGCAUUUGCUGUGACGAGUUGAACCUUUUAGUCCCGUUUUGCAAUGCCGAAACUGAUAAGGCCACGACUCUGCAGUGGACCACAGCAUUCCUGAAAUACAUUCAGGAGAGGCACGGAGAUUCUCUUAAAAAGGAAUUUGAGAGUGUAUUUUGCGGUAAAACUGGCAGAAGGCUAAAGCUGACCAGACCAGACUCCUUGGUGACGUGUCCUGCACAGGAGAGUCUACAGAGCAGCCCAGCUAUGGAGAUCAAGUGA
Messenger RNA from Rangifer tarandus platyrhynchus (Svalbard reindeer), 1521 nucleotides. The record is from the annotation of a GenBank genome assembly. NCBI's taxonomy places the organism in Eukaryota, Metazoa, Chordata, Mammalia, Artiodactyla, Cervidae.